AUGUUCACAAGUCGAUAUAUCUGUAAUCGCUCCAAAUAUAUAAGAUUUAUAAGAGUGGUCUGCCGGCGCUACUCUUUGAAACCUGUUGUGGGUAAAAAAUUCACUACAAUUGAUCAGGUGAAAGAAUAUAUGUCAAAGGAGACUUGGUCUGUCGCUGAGUACUUGGACUCUUCUGCUAUUGAGAAAGAUGCGUUGCCCUCCAGAGAGACUGCCUUGAGGGUACUGAAAUUGUCAGGACUGCCAAGUGAGGGAAGCGACAUAGACGUGAUACGAGGGAAAUUAGGGAAGCAAUUGCUGCUCAUAAACAAGCUGCAUAGUAUCCCGUUAGAGGACAAAAAUAUUGAUGCCAAGGAUGCCCGUAUUAUGCCAAGGCAUGGAGUGCCGCUAACCUACGAGAAACUCGUCGCAACGAUCGAGAGCCAAAAAAAGAAUCCAGAGACUGGUGAAUUGGAUGAUUCAUGGGAUAGUACAGGAUUAGCCAAGCUGAAGAAGGAUGGGUAUUUAGUGGUAAGAGGUGGAUUAAUUACAAAUAGAGACUAA
Zygotorulaspora mrakii is the source of this 540-nucleotide messenger RNA. It is a transcript of the gene GTF1, whose product is annotated as glutamyl-tRNA(Gln) amidotransferase subunit F. Bases 1 to 540 code for a protein of 179 amino acids. The record is from RefSeq and is a predicted model, not a curated record. The transcript has a single exon. Gene Ontology annotation, biological process: glutaminyl-tRNAGln biosynthesis via transamidation. Gene Ontology annotation, molecular function: glutaminyl-tRNA synthase (glutamine-hydrolyzing) activity. NCBI's taxonomy places the organism in Eukaryota, Fungi, Ascomycota, Saccharomycetes, Saccharomycetales, Saccharomycetaceae. Gene Ontology annotation, cellular component: glutamyl-tRNA(Gln) amidotransferase complex; mitochondrion.